This is a messenger RNA of Gadus morhua (Atlantic cod), 3153 nucleotides long. RefSeq names its product von Willebrand factor A domain containing 1 (gene vwa1). Gene Ontology annotation, molecular function: protein binding. Lineage: Eukaryota; Metazoa; Chordata; Actinopteri; Gadiformes; Gadidae. The record is from RefSeq and is a predicted model, not a curated record.
GAGAGAGGAGGGAAGGAGGCGGGAAGGAGGAGCUGACGGAGCAGCCAUAGAGGAGGAGACCUCAGCGCGCGGAGCCGCACUGUCCUCCACCAGCAGCCCACGCGGACAGACCCACGGUGACCACGGGAACCUGCCGCCACGUACGGGAACAGGGAGGGGACACAUCAUGCGGAACGAGACGACGUCUUACGACGUGACGCCCGAUCGUGUUGAUUAACUCCUGUAUCGCACCUCUCCGGAAACGAGAGCGCCCCAUGGAUGUAUAGCCGAAUAAACACUAUUUGUUGGUUUUAAACACGAAGGAUAAUACCGUAAUUUAGAAAAAAGACUUCCAGACUUCCUUGAAGACCUCCACCUCCUCCUCCGCCAUGGACAGCAGGGUUGCGGUGACGUGCGUGCUGGCAUGCGUGCUCGUGCUCGUGCGGACCCAGGCACCUGAAGCAGUGCUGAACUGCUGCGAGGGCGACGUGCUCUUCCUCCUGGACUCCUCCGGCAGCGUCUCCUCCUACGAGUACACCCGCAUGCUGGGCUUCCUGUCCGAGCUCCUGCUGCCCUUCUCAUUGGGCGAGGACCAGGUGAAGGUGGGGCUCCUCCAGGUGGGCUCCCGGCCGCGCCUGGAGUUCGGCUUCGACGCCCACAGCACCCAGGACGGCCUGCAGGAGGCGCUGCGGCGCACGCAGCCACUGCGGGGCGACACCAACACGGAGGAGGCGCUGCGCAUGGCCCGGGACUGGGUGCUCGCCCCGGGGGGCCGCGGGGGCGCCCGGGCGGAGCUCCCCAGGGUGCUGGUGUGGCUGACGGACGGGGUGAAGCCGGGCAACGUGCUGGCGCCCAUGGCGGCGCUGCGCGAGGCGGGCGUGGCCGUGCUGCUGGUGUCCACGGGCCACGGGAACUACCAGGUGCUGCGGCAGGUGGUCAGCCCGCCCAUCGAGAACAACCUGUACUUUGUGGACAUCGACGACAUGAGCAUCAUCACCGAGGACCUGAGGGAGGCCAUCAUAGAGGUCAUCCGGGCGCGGAGACUCAACGUCCACGACGUCUCCACCAACUCCGCCAAGCUCCAGUGGCGCCCGGUCCUGGCCGGGCUGGGGGGUUACUACGAGAUCCGGUUCGGCCCGGUCCCGACGGGCGGGGCCGGGGGAGGGACCGGGGGCGGCGGCGGGGGGGGGUCCGGCACCAGCCCCAGCCAGGGGGGCGGUGAGUACCAGAGGCUGGUGCGGCCCGCGGACAUCAGCUCGGCCGUGCUCACGGGCCUGAGGCCGGACACCACCUACCGGGCCACGCUCACCCCCGAGUCCAACGAGGACGUCCUCACCCCCAUCUCCGUCACCUUCACCACCAAGCCAGAGGUCCUGAGCCCGGCCACAGUGACCGUCUCAGAGUCGGGCCAGACCAGCAUCAAGGUGAGCUGGGGUCCACUCCAGCCAGAGUCCGUCUCCUCCUACCUGGUGGAGUACUCCGCCCUCCCCACGGGGAAGCUCCACACGCUGACGGUGUCCGGCGGGCAGAACUACACGCUGCUCCGCGACCUCCACCCUGACACCACCUACCUGGUCACGGUCAGCGCGCGCCACGCCUCUGGGCGGGAGCGGGCCCUAUCCGUCAAGGCCUGCACCCAGGAAGCGGCGCCGGCCCUGACGGACCUCCAGCUGACGGCGGUGGGCAGCGGCUCGGUGCAGGUGGACUGGCGGGGCCAGGCCGACGGGGUCCGGGGCUACUGGCUGACCUGGCAGGGGGCCGCCGCCCCGGGGGGCCACUCCAACUCCCUGCUGGCGCCGCCGCCGCCGCCCCGGCCCUCCGCCUCCCACUACCUGCCCGCCGGCGCCCUGUCCACGCGCCUGGACCAGCUGCCCCCCGCCGCCCGGGUGUGCGUGUCCCCCGUGUACCGCGCCGCGCGGGGUGACGGCCUCUGCUGCACGGCCCGGUUCAACACAGAUGCGCGUGUGUACGGCCACCAGUCCUAACCUCCCCCCCCCAACCCCCCCCAGACUGACUCAGCACCUUACCAAACAUGGAGGCUCGUCGAUGAGGAAGAGGAGAAGAAUCUUGAUGUUUCAUCUCCCCUUUUCUCCCGCUCUGCUCCUUUCAUGGACGUGUGUGCUUUGGCGAGCGCGGUGCGGGUUCGACGCCAGAGACACUUACCGCACGCCCUUGAGCCGCUGAGUCUUGGCGCUCAACUCGCGGCCACCCGGCCUCACGACGGCUCACCUGUUUUGUACCUGUAAUAUAAUUGUACAAAUAUUUGCUAGGUGUGGAAAAAAAAAAAAAGGAUCAUAAAGUGGAAGGAGGGAAGGAGUAAUGUAAUAUUAUACUGCCGGAGGAUGCAGACGGAGAGAUAGGGUUUUAUGGACGUCCGUCUUUCCUUCAGACAAAGCAAAUAUUUGGAUCUGGAAUAUAAUUGUGCAGAUAUUUGCUUUGUGUCAAAGGGAUAAAGAGGUGGAAAUAGUCAAUGCGACUGUAAUGUGUAAAAGCUGAAGAGUGUGUGUUGCUGAGAAUGGUCUGGCAUUCUAACAUAGCAAGAUCUGAUUUGAACUUCCACAGCAUAUGGUGGAUUCCAUGCGAAAAUCAUUUUAUUUCUAAUCUGGUGAAUGCAUAGAGAACAUUUGAGAUCCAUUCUCUCUGAUUAGUUACACGUUUAAGCCCUAAAUAUUCUCUCUGUCUUCUGACAUAUGCUCCAUAUCUCUGGGAACUUGUUGAUGCCAAACACACACACACACACACACACACACCAUUUUCCUCAUAACAUCGCCUUCAGGACAGCUUUUAUACCUUGAUUGAAUAACCUUGUAAAAUAGUUGGCCUACACAAACAUAAAAAGAAGGGCUUAGCACACAAACACAAACAAAAACUACAUAAGGCUACACAGUUAAAUCAGCAAAGGUAUUCUUUUCAAUAUCACAUGCUUUUACAUCUAUAAUUCACGUUUACUCAUCAAUGUGUUUGUCCAUUAGAGGACGAGUAUGCGAUGCAUUUCUACGUUGUUUUUCCACAAACGGAAGGCAGUUGGCAGGCUGUUUGUUAAUAGGUAUUUGCUGCCCCCUAUGGGAACCAAUAGUUAUUACAGCUGAGGUUGAACUUUGGUUUUAUAGUGAGAAUAUCACCACAGAUAUUUAACAGGAACUUGUAUUAAAAUAAUAAAAAUAAUAACUAAUU